Fonticula alba is the source of this 2932-nucleotide messenger RNA. RefSeq lists its product as hypothetical. The transcript has 5 exons. The record is from RefSeq and is a predicted model, not a curated record. Gene Ontology annotation, molecular function: glutamine-tRNA ligase activity; ATP binding. Gene Ontology annotation, cellular component: cytosol; cytoplasm. Bases 1 to 2349 code for a protein of 782 amino acids. Gene Ontology annotation, biological process: glutaminyl-tRNA aminoacylation; translation. Lineage: Eukaryota; Rotosphaerida; Fonticulaceae.
AUGACCACCGACUCCGACAUGGCGAAGCUCUUCUCGCGCAUCGGCCUUGAUGACACCAAGGCCCUCGAGACCACCAAGAACCCCCAGCUCUCGGCCUGCCUGAAGGACAUGAUCUUCAAGGACCUCGGCAAGCUCAUCUACAAGGCCGCCACUCGCGUGUCCAAGGACCUUGCCCGUCACCAGGACCUCUUCGUCAACUACAUUGUCACCGGCAAGCUCAAGACUUCGCAGCAGCUGGAUGCCGCGUUCGAGUUCAUGGCCACCCAGGCCGUCGAUGCGGUUAUCGACCUGGACGGCUUCGACCUCGCUUGCGGUGUUGGCGUCGUCAUCACCCCGAACCAGAUCGAGGCCGCCGUGGCCGCCGUUCUGAACGCCAACAAGAAGCAGCUCGAUGAGCGCCGCUACCGCGUGCCCGCCGGUCUGUUGAUCUCCCAGAUCCUGACCAAGAUCCGCUGGGCCAACAUGGACCUGGUGACCGCCGAGCUCAACAAGCAGCUCCUGGAGAUGCUCGGCCCCAAGACCGAGGCCGAUCUGGCCGAGCCCAAGAAGCAGGCCAAGGUCAAGAAGCCCAAGCAGCCGGUCGAGAAGGCCGCCGAGGCCGACUCCCCCAAGAUGCGCACCUUCACCGGUGACGUCCUGAAGCUGCACAAGCCCGGUGAGAACCCCCAGAUCGACCCGAAGCUCAUGGAGCAGCACCUCGCCUUCACCAAGGGCAAGGUCUUCACUCGUUUCCCCCCGGAGCCCAACGGUUUCCUGCACAUUGGCCACGCCAAGGCCAUGAACUUCAACUUCCGCUACGCCGAGCUCCACGGUGGCAAUUGCUACCUGCGCUUCGAUGACACCAACCCCGAUGCCGAGGAGCCCAUCUACUUCGAGUCCAUCGAGAAGUGCGUCAACUGGCUCGGCUUCCAGCCCUACAAGGUGACCGCCACCUCGGACUACUUCGAUGAGCUGUGGGACCUGGCCAUCCGCGCCAUCAAGAACGACAAGGCCUACAUUUGCCACCAGACCGCCGAGGAGAUCCACCAGUCGCGCGGUGGCGCCGACAACAAGGGCCCCCGCACGGAGUCCCCCUGGCGCAACCGCCCCAUCGAGGAGAGCCUCAAGCUCUUCCACGACAUGCGCGACGGCAAGUUCGCCCCCGGCGAGGCCACCCUGCGCCUGAAGAUGGACAUGAACAGCGGCAACCCCUACCUCUGGGACCCGGUGGCCUACCGCGUGCUGCACACCCGGCCGCACGUGCGCACCGGCACCAAGUGGAUCGUCUACCCCACCUAUGACUUCUCCCACUGCCUGAUCGACUCCAUCGAGAACAUCUCCCACUCCUUCUGCACCGUGGAGUUCCAGACCGCCCGCGAGUCCUACUACUGGGUGUGCGACGCGGUGGAGGUUUACAAGCCGGUUCAGUGGGAGUACGGCCGCCUGAACAUCACCCAUAUGAUCAUGUCCAAGCGCAAGCUCAACCGCCUGGUGGAUGGUGGCUUUGUCAAUGGCUGGGAUGACCCCCGGCUGCUGACCAUCGAGGGCAUGCGCCGCCGUGGCUACACCCCGGAUGCCAUCAACAACUUCUGCGAGCUGCUCGGCAUCACCACCUCCAACACCAUCGUCGAGAUGGCCCUCCUGGAGAAUGUCGUCCGUGACGACCUGAACAAGCACGCCACUCGCGCGAAGGUCGUUCUCGACCCCAUCAAGGUCAUCAUCACCAACUAUGAGGAGGGCAAGAUCGAGGACAUCUCCUACCCCAAGCUCCCGCACGACGAGUCGGCCGGCAUGAAUGUGGUUCCCUUCUGCCGGACCCUCUUCAUCGAUCGGUCGGACUUCCGCGAGACCUUCAGCUCGCCCGAGGAGCAGGCCAACUUCUUCCGUCUGACCCCCGGCGGGUCGGUCGGCCUGCAGCGCGCGUAUGUCAUCACCUGCGACAAGGUGGUCCACUGCCCGGAGACCGGGGACAUCCAGCACAUCGAGUGCUCGUACAAGCCCAACUCCCUGUCUGCGGACUUCCCCCGCGCCGAGCGCCCCAAGGCCUACAUCCACUGGGUGGCCGACUGCCCGGCUCGCGGGUCGCCCAUCACCAUCGAUGCCCAUCUGUACAGCCCGCUCUUCCAGACCUCCAACCCGGAGGACAACCCUGAGGGUUUCCUGGCCGAUCUGAACCCCGACUCCCUGCAGGUGGUCAAGGGUGCCCUGGCGGACAUUUCCAUCGCCGGUGCCCAGCCCGAGGACAAGUUCCAGUUCGAGCGUGUGGGCUUCUUCUGCCUGGACCGCGAGUCGGCCCCCGUUGGCUCGGGCACCGCCACUCCGGUCUUCAACCGGACCGUCGGCCUGAAGGAGUCCAGCCGCAAGGUUUAAGAGUGGCGGAGCCACAGGCCAAGGCGAUCGGAGGAGAGGGCAGCGCGCGAGGAGGCGCAUAUGCGAAUGAGGGCUGAGGCUUCUUCUUCCCUGUCUAUCUCGCUCUCCCGCUCUCGUUCUCCUUCUUUCUGCUCCUCUUUCCCCCUUUUCUGCUCCCGUGUUCCCCUCCUCCCCCCCCCCCCCCCUGUAAAACAGGCGUUGUGUACAGGUGGAUGUGUGUGCGUGUGUCAGAAAGGGAGGAGAUAGCCAUACCGAGGAGGCGCAUGCGUGUCCCGACUCCUCUGCCCUCUCCCUCUCCCUUCGUGGGUGUGGCCCGGCGUGUGUGUAUGUCUGUGUGUGUCCAUGUGUCUCGCCAGCGAUAUAUAUAUAUAUAUAUAUAUAUCUCCCUCUCGAUCCCUUCUCCUCGCCCUUUUCGGGGUAGGGAUGUCUGCGGAGGGCAGUGCGAGCAUAUACUGUUCCCCUCCGCCACCACCGUGCGCCGCAUAUACGCCUGUCCUUCGCCCCCCUUUUUUUGCCGGGAGGACGGCGGCUUCUCCAACCCCCCCUCCCUCAAUCAUCCAAUACAUAAUGUUGUCACUCAAGA